This is a messenger RNA of Closterium sp. Yama58-4, 1527 nucleotides long. The record is from the annotation of a GenBank genome assembly. Lineage: Eukaryota; Viridiplantae; Streptophyta; Zygnematophyceae; Desmidiales; Closteriaceae.
AUGGACGCAGAGAUGGCUUCCUGGAAGUCCACAGGCACCUACGUUGACGAGGUUCCCCCACCUGGGGCGAACAUUGUCAGUGGCAUGUGGAUUUUCAGGGUGAAGCGGCCGCCGGGUUCUCCGCCUGUCUUCAAGGCGCGUUACGUGGCUCGAGGCUUCAGUCAGCGAGAGGGAGUUGACUUCUUCCAGACCUUCUCCCCCACCCCGAAGAUGACCACUCUUCGGGUGCUGCUGCAUGUUGCUGCUCACCGUGACUACGAGCUUCACUCUCUUGACUUCAGCACAACUUUCUUGCAGGGCAGCCUGCACGAGGAGAUCUGGCUGCGCCGCCCCCCGGGCUUCACUGGGUCGUUCCCUCCUGGCACCCAGUGGAGCCUCCGACGGCCGGUCUACGGUCUCCGCCAGGCGCCACGUGAGUGGCACGACACACUGAGGACUACGCUUGCGGCUCUUGGGUUCGCGCCUUCUACUGCUGACCCGUCGCUGUUUCUGCGCACCGACACUUCACUGCCGCCGUUCUACAUCCUCGUGUACGUCGACGACUUGGUUUUUGCCACUGCUGACACUGAGGCUCUCGCCCACGUGAAGUCGGAGCUGCAGAAGAGACACACGUGCACAGACUUGGGCGAGCUGCGCAGCUACCUUGGCUUGCAGAUCACCUGGGACAGAGCACGCCGCACCAUCACCUUGACUCAGUCACACAUGGUGCAGCAGGUCCUUCAGCGCUUCGGCUUCACCUGGUCUUCAGCACAGGCCACUCCUCUGGCUACAGGUCACACGCUCUCAGCUCCACCUUCGAACGAGUCCGUAGAGCCGAGUGGUCCUUACUCAGAGCUAGUCGGCUGCCUCAUGUACCUGAUGACUUGCACUCGACCUGACCUCGCGUACCCUCUUGGUCUUCUGGCUCGCUACGUGGCUCCUGGUCGGCACCGACCUGAGCACAUGGCUGCUGCUAAGAGGGUACUGCGCUACUUGUGCAGCACAUCAGGCAUGGGGCUAGUGCUUGGAGGGACGAGCCCAGUUGUCCUCACUGGGCACUCAGACGCUUCUUGGGUUGACGACCAGGCUACUCAGCGGUCGUCACAGGGUUACACCUUCAGCCUUGGCUCUGGUUCAGUUUCGUGGCGUUCUACACGCUCGUCUUCAGUUCUCAGCUCCAGUUGUGAGGCUGAGAUCUACGCCACAGCCAUGGCUGCACAGGAGUUACGCUGGCUCACCUACCUGCUGACUGACUUGGGAGAGCAGCCUCGUUCUCCUCCAGUGCUGUACGUCGACAACAAGGCCGCCAUUGCCUUGUGUGAGGAGCACAGACUGGAGCACAGAACGAAGCACAUUGCUCUGCGUUACUUCCUGGCUCGAGAGUUGCAGCAGCGAGGCCAGCUUCGUCUUCGUCACGUGGCCACUCGGGCCAACACUGCUGAUAUAUUCACCAAGGCACUUCCGUCUGGUGAUCAUCAGCGCUUUUGUACCCUGUUAGGCCUUGUGCCUACGUUUCCACACUUGCUGUGGUCUCUGCUUGUACUGUGA